CCCAGAAAGAAAACAGACAUUUUGGGGUUAGCUGAGGCACUGAUCGAGACCUCCUCCUGCUAAACUAUCCUCUCCUUCACAACAUUUACACGUGCGUUUCAACUCUCUGUCGUUACCGAUAAAUAAUUAUAAAGUUAAAGAAUAUAGUUAUUUACGGUGGGAAACUCGUGGUCACACGUUAGCCACCUGGUUGCUAAGUGCUAAGCUAGCUGCAGUGUUUGUAGCUCACCAGCUUCACCGAGGUUUGGCUGUGAUGGCUGACUUCAGCAGCUGGGUCACGCCGUUGGCUGACGGCCCGGCGGUCCGAGUCGUGUCUGCAGGGAAAGCGUCGUCGUCCUCCAUCAGGCCGGGAAACGGAAGCUGGGGCGCCGCCGGCGGGAUGGACCAGAUAACCGUGGUGAGGAUAGACGACACGCACAUCGCCGAGGAGCGGUCGGUGAAAGCUACGGCGGCAGCAUGCUACGAGGUGGAGUACUCGAUGCCCACCGAGGAGGAGGAGGCGGAAGAAGAGGAGGACGGCGUUUACGUCAUCGAGUAUUCAAAUCCCGAAGAAGAGGGCGAGAGCUACCAGUUCAUGAUGUCCGUGGACCGGUCGCUCCCGGCGCUCAAACAUCCCGCGGUGAGCGAGAAUGCAACGGCUCCUCCUCUUCCUCCUUCUCCUCUUGCCAAACUGUCCCAGAGGCCGAGGCAGAAGAGGAAGCCGACGGCUGAGGAGGAGGCGAGGAGGAGGAAGCAGCAGCAGCAGUUCGUGAGCAACAAGUGUGUGCUGGAGCUCGGCGAGGACUACCGGGACGCCAUGGACAUGAGCUCGGACAGAGAGCAGCUGGUGUGCACGCUAUGCCCGCCGCCUGGCCGCUCCUUCAAGAGGGCCUCCGGUCUGGCCGUCCACCUGAAACACAUGCACCUCCUGGAGGGGAACAAGAAGUUCUUCUGCACGACCUGCAAGCAGCCAGUCCGCACGCAGAUCGAGCUGGACGCCCACACCAAGAGGCACGCCAACCAGAGCGCCGUGUUCUCCUGCCUCCUCUGCCCGGAGACGGCGGGGUACAGAGGGUCCCGGCAGGGUCUGAGGAGACACCUGGAGCAGGAACACCCGGGCGUCGUCCCGCGCUGCCACGUCUGCAACAAGGGCUUCACCUCGCUGGUGUCCUACCUGGCCGACCAGUUCCGGCACGUCGGCGUGUCGCCCUACUUCUGCGCCCGUUGUCAGAUCUACGAGAUGACGGAGAGGGGGCUGAACGUGCACAUCAGGAACCACGACAAGAAGAAGAAGGAGCUGCAGCAGCAGGAGUCAUCGACUGGGAACCUCCCGCUGACGUUUGGAGGAGGAGCCAACGCCGACAACUCGGCCACAGACGACUCCGACUUCUGACACGCUUUGUUUUUAGGAUGGACGCAGCGAGCCUCCUCUUUGUCACACCCGUCUGACAUUUAUGCAUCUUCGGCUGCUCUGAACUGAACUUCUCAUUUCUAGAUUGGCCUCAAGUCGUUUGUAACUUGUACAGUUUGAUGGAUUCUUCUGUUCACGGUGUUCUCGGAUACUUCUUUUCACAACCCGGUCUUUAAAGGAAGAGUUCGAUAUUUCAGAUCUCCGUUUAUGAGUCACAUAAUAAGAUCAACACCACUCUCAGAUACUUACUUAUGUUGAUGUAUUACCAGAAAAUAGUAAAAACUUUGUCUUAAAAUGUUUUGUUUUUACGAGCAGCAGGUGAGAAGAUAUUCAGUUUAUAACAAACCGCUAAAUUAAAGCUGAAUCCAGAUGUUUGGGAUGUUUUGGUUGAAAUGCUCGAAUGUAAAAUAAGACCCAGGUUGUAAAAGAAGUGGGUGUUAACACUGUAUUUGUUCUUCUUCGUUGGUGUCUGAGUCGAUGCAUGCGUGUGUAAAUAUUUACUCAGCUGAGGGAGUAACUCAUCCUGCUGCUUCUCCAAACACUUUAUUCUGACUUCCUGUCCACGGCCGUCCUCACUCAACACGUUUCAUGUAAUAUGAAUAUUAUUAAGGAUCAUCAGCCUCCAUUAAGUGGUUAAAUGUGGAGGGGGGGGAACAAAAAUGGACGCCAAAGUCGCCCUUUUUAAAGUUUGAAUGAGUUUUAUUUUUAACGUUUUAAAGCAUCAAUCAGUGAACAUGUAACGAUGUGGUGCGUUCAGGGGCUCCUGGGAAACUCUGAUGUCUGGGUUUUUAUUUUCAAAGCAACAGAACUCAUAACUUUGAUGCUUCCUGCAGUCAGACUUUAGACGUUUGAUGCUUUUUAUAAACCAUAUGUUGUAAUUAGUCCUCGAUUCUCACUGCAGCGACACAAAGACGACUUCAAAUAAGAGCUAAUCAUUGUGAGGAUUUAAAUGAUUAAAAAAAGAACGUUUAUGAUUUGCAGUAAACUGGAUAGAGAAUAAAACACGUGAUGAUCAGGUGAUUGUAUCUUUCUUUUUGCACGUAAACAUUUUCUCUUAAAUUGUCGUCUUUUCCUUCUGGAGGUUGUUGAAACUGUUCCGGAGCUUUCGAUCGGAUCACAUGGUCUUCAGUUCACUCAACGACAGCUGGACAAACUCCGCCCACUGAAGAAGAUCAUGUGACGUGAUCGAAAGCUCCAGAACAUCAACAGACAAUAAACUUUAGUGAGAUUAUUUUGUCAAAUCCUAAAAUCUAAAUCUGAUGUAAAAAGUUUACUCAGAAAAUAUUUAGAAGUUUGAUUAAAUAAUUUAAAUCUACAUUUAAAUAUAUUUUCAAAUGUUUGAAAGAUAAUUUAAGUUUAUGAAGUAAAAAUACCAAAAGUUUGAAGAUACCACUUUAGAUUGAAAGUGAUUUUAAAAUGAAUUAAAAAAUACAAAUUUAAUUAUUAAAUAACGAUGAAAAUAAACAUUUUGUCCGGUGACGUCGGUGAGAACUUGUGACUCAAUUUCUUACAAUUUCAGUGAUUUUUCUUUCUCAGAUUGUUUCAUUUGAAGGAUUUUUUAAAGGUGAAUGUUUCCAGUAUUUCCCCCCAAAAAAACGAAUUAUUUUAUUUUUACAGUUUUGUGUAACAGAAAUAUAAAUGUUUCUUCUCCCCGACAUCAUCUUCUGACCCUCAGAUUUACAUUUGGACCCCAUUCGGGGCCUCAACCCACAGAUUUGGCACCAUUGAGGUCUCGUGUUUAAAAACACUAAAAUAAACUACGUUUGGUGCCGAAACACGAGAUGAAAAUAUUAUGAAAUCUUUGUAACGUAUUUUGUUCUUUGUUGUAGAGAUUUAAUUUCUUUGUGUGUUUUUAAUAUUCUGACAUCAUUAAAGAGGGAAAUACCACAGAUUUAUGUUUGUGUUGUUUUACUCACCAGUAUUCAGGUUUAAUACUGAAUAUAUAUAUUUAUAUAUUCAUACUGAGGUCUUCUGGACUGUUUGAUAAAGAAACAUUAAAGAAAGUUUACAUUUUAAUCUAAAAACGGCUCAUUUUUGUUGUUUCUAUGAUGCUGAAAUAUCUCUUCCCUCAUCAGUCUACAGUCAAAAACCUAAAAUAUCAAAUUCAUAAAGUAUUCAGAUCUUUAACUCCGGCAGAGAUUAAAGUAUCGAGUCUUCUCGGUUGUUGCACACCUGGAUCUGGAGGGUCUCUGGUCUCAGGUCUCUGGUCUCUCACUGAGGAGACGUCUGGACACCAAAGACGAGGUGUGGGGCGUCCUGUCUGUUGAGGGUGUAUUUGGGCAGCUGGUCUCGGUGCGUCACCCACGGGUGUCGGAGGACCUGACCCGCCGUCAGCCUCCGGUGGGGGUCCACGUGGAGCAUCUUGGACACCAGGUCCUGAGUGGGGUCAGAGGUCACGCUUUUUUUACAGAUUUGUGUAUCAUA
This is a messenger RNA of Anarrhichthys ocellatus (wolf-eel), 3814 nucleotides long. Its product is annotated as zinc finger protein 350-like. The transcript is spliced from 4 exons. NCBI's taxonomy places the organism in Eukaryota, Metazoa, Chordata, Actinopteri, Perciformes, Anarhichadidae. Bases 254 to 1372 code for a protein of 372 amino acids. The record is from RefSeq and is a predicted model, not a curated record.